AUGCAGAAUGUGAAUAUCUGGGACUGGGAUGCACCCGCGGUACAUUCAUUUGUGCUGAUCUUCGUCUUAAUUUCCAUUUUUCUGAUCUGCAUUUUAUGUGUUCUCGGCAUAAUCUUCUGUAGGAGGAGGUGCGUCGUUUCCAUUUAA
Haemonchus placei is the source of this 147-nucleotide messenger RNA. Lineage: Eukaryota; Metazoa; Nematoda; Chromadorea; Rhabditida; Trichostrongylidae. The record is from the annotation of a GenBank genome assembly.